Molecule: messenger RNA, 949 nt
Organism: Stylophora pistillata
Lineage: Eukaryota; Metazoa; Cnidaria; Anthozoa; Scleractinia; Pocilloporidae
Biological process (GO): respiratory gaseous exchange by respiratory system
Cellular component (GO): extracellular region; alveolar lamellar body
Source: RefSeq, a predicted model, not a curated record
AGUACAGACCAAGGAAGUAAUUGCAUCAAGCGGGCUAAGACUCAACAAGAACUCCACUCCGCUUGUAAAGUACAAGAUGAAAUUAAAGCUGUUAUUUUCGUGUCUUUCUCUGCUGACCAUCACUGUCCAAUCCGUUUCCCUUAAUGCGGAGAGAAAGAGUUCUGUGACUAAAUAUUCUCUGGAGCUGUCAAGUGGUGGAAAAACGUUUGGCGAACAGAUCGAAAUUGACACCAUAAAGGGGACAGAGACUUUCCACGUACCGAAGACAUCGCCUAAUGAAUCAGCAGGAGAUAUAAUCUACGAUUUUAAAAGGCAAGUGACAAUGGCUCGCUUGCCAGCAGAAAAGGCAUGCUAUAUGGCUAAUUCAAUCGAUGAACCUCUCACACCUGCCGAUUUAAAGGAAGCUUUAGAAAUGAAAUCUCCCGGAACGAGCGAAGAGUUAGCAACUUCUUCAACUGAAACCCAAAUGACGGUUGUGGGAGAGCUUGAAGACCGUUCAGCGCUGAGUGCUGAAAUGGCAGAACUGUGUGUCAAUCUACCAAUCUAUAUCGUCACCAAUGGCGCUGUGAUCCUNGUUGACACAAUUGACAAUCCUUACACACGUGUGAAACGAGCUUUCUUCCGCAAGCUAAGACGGAAGGGAUUCUUACGCAAGCUCAAAAAAAGGGCUUGUAAAAGAGUGUGUAAAUGGGCUACAAAACGGAUUUGCAGGAGGGUUCCCUUCAGGUUCAACAGGUUGCGGAGGAGUGAAAACGGUAUGGCAACCGAAUACGCGCAGUUUGACAAAAGAGCAUUCGACAAUGAAGUUAGCGAAGACGAUGACGUAGGAACAAUAAAAAAGUCAGCUGACCCCCUUGGAAGUGGAGGUGGAGGUGGAAGUAGAGGUGGAGGUGGAGGUGGAGGUGGAGGUGGAGGUGGAGGUGGAGGUGGAGGUGGACGUGGACGCUGA